This is a messenger RNA of Larimichthys crocea (large yellow croaker), 3722 nucleotides long. It is a transcript of the gene dpy19l3, whose product is annotated as dpy-19 like C-mannosyltransferase 3. Gene Ontology annotation, molecular function: mannosyltransferase activity. Gene Ontology annotation, cellular component: nuclear inner membrane. Bases 772 to 3051 code for a protein of 759 amino acids. NCBI's taxonomy places the organism in Eukaryota, Metazoa, Chordata, Actinopteri, Sciaenidae. The transcript has 17 exons. The record is from RefSeq and is a predicted model, not a curated record.
ACAAGAGGUCACCAGUAGUCAACCCUCUUUUCUUCCCCUCCCUCUGACUGCUCCAGUUAUCUACAGCCCAUCCAGUUGUUCGCAGUCUGACUGUGUGCCUCGUGUUUUAUGUUCGCUUCUCUCUUCAUACUUUGUCGCUGAUUUGUUGAGGAAGAUUGCUUUUUGUUUUGAAGUCUCUGUUGGAGAUCAGAGGGGAGGCAGCAGUUGGUCUGGAAGACAUAAAGCAGAAGCAAGGCCAAUGCUGGAUGGACCCGCGCUCGGAUUCUUCAAGCACCACAUCAGAGAGAUGAGUUAUUCAGAGACUCAUAAAGAGGAAAGGGUAACAGAGAGAAACAGAGAGAAGAGGAUCGGUGCCUUCUGAGGAGUGAACUGGCUUUCAGGAUAAUGAGCAAUGUGUGAACUUGUUAACCAGGCCCGUUCUCUUUGACCUUAAUUUAAACUGAGGAUUAGCCAUCUCAUCAGAGUUCUUGGUGAGAAGCCAAGGCUUGUUUUGCCUCGAGCAAACUCAAAAGGAUUGGGAAGGAAAUCAGCUGCUCAUUCCCUCAGAGCGAGCUUUUGCAUAUUUCCUUUGGCAAGGAACUUGAAGCGAUUAAAAAGCUAAUUUAUUUGGAGCGACUUCAAGAAAAGAAAAACACACCGCAUUUACGUUUUAGUGCUGUAAUGGAUUUGGAUCAGUUCUAUAGCUCAACCCAGGAGCAUGCUGCUUAUCUACCUGGAUUCAGCUCAUCAAAGCAUCCAAGAACAUAUUGAUAAUCUCUGUCUUCUCAGGCAAUGGAGCUUCGUAAGAGAGUUAAAAUGAACAAGCUAGAACAUAAUUUGGGCCUCACACCAGCUGAAAGGAAAUGCAGCAGAAAUGUUAUGCGGGGCACAGAAAGGUCUAACGCCCCACAGGGAGGGAAUGCAGGGGAGUCUUCUCAGCUUGGAGGAUCCGGUACUUGUUCCGGUUCAGACAUUCUACCCUUGUGGCCAUGGCGACAGUGUGUUUCCAUGGCAGCAGGGCUUUUAUUGGCCGGGCUGCUGGCACUGACUCAGGCCUGGUGCGUCAACGCCAUACACGAGAAUCUGCUGUGGUUCUCUGAGCUCACGGAAGUGGAGCGGGAGAUCUCCUUUCGGACUGAGUGCGGACUCUACUACUCGUACUUCAAGCAAAUGUUGCAGGCCCCAUCCAUACAGGAAGGGCUCUCAGAUUUGAUCCAUGACAACUUGACAGAAUCCAAGAGGACCAUUAAUCUCCUACAGCGAAUGAAUAUCUACCAAGAAGUCUUUCUCAGCGUUCUCUACAGAUUGUUGCCCAUACAGUCUUUUCUGGAGCCAGUGUAUUUCUACAUUUACACAGUGUUCUCGCUCCAAGCGGUGUAUGUGAUCGCUCUGUACCUCACAGCAUGGCUCCUGUCUGGUUCCUGGCUGGCUGGUACGCUCACUGGAGUCUGGUACAUCCUCAACAGGGUAGAUACCACUCGUGUGGAGUUCACCAUCUCCCUCAGAGAGAACUGGUCUUUGCCCUUCCUCGCGCUGCAGGUCACAGCCAUCACAUGUUACCUCAGGCCUCGGCUCACCGCCUUACAGCAGAAAGUGAUGGUGUGGCUGAUGUAUGUGACAACGUUCUGUUUCUGUCUGACCUGGCAGUUUAACCAGUUCAUCCUACUUGUUCAGGCUCUCAUCAUAUACACCCUCGACUGUGUCGACUUCUUAACAACUGCACAGGUGACCACUCUGUACGUUGUUCAAGUGAGCGGUCUGCUGAGCGUGUGGCUCCUCCAGUUCUGUAACUCUAUGAUACUGGGAUCACUCGUCCUGAGCUUCAUUGUAGCUGCCCUGUUCGUGAGACACUGCCAGACCGGUUUGAAGACGGGAAACCUGCUGGUUCGUCUGGGCAAACUACUCCUCCACAGCGCCAUGGUUCUCCUGCUCACCUUCACCAUCAACUACCUGGCCAAGAAAGCACUUCAGCUCAGAUCAGACGAACACAUCUUUAAGUUCAUCAAGUCAAAGUUCGCCUUGGGGCCGACAAGGGAUUUCGAUGCCAGCCUGUAUCUGUGUGAAGAGGCCUUCGGCCUGCUGCCCCUCGACACACUGGAGCGCCUGGCUGGUACCCUGCUGCUAUACCCCUACACCCUCACAGUGCUGCUGCUCAGUGGCAUGUUGGCAGUGGCCGCACUGCAGAACAUGAGCAAAGCUAAAGGAGGAUCAGCUGAGGAGAGGAAAGGAGCCGGAGUGGCACGAGCGGUGGCUUUUCGUCCGGACGUGGCCUAUAAUCUGUUGCAUACACUGUUCUACGGCCUCCUGGCUUUCAGCACUAUGAGGAUGAAGUAUAUAUGGACGGGCCAUAUGUGUGCGGUCGCGGCCUAUGGCAUGUGUGGGACGGAGAUGUGGACCCUGCUUCUCAACGCUCUGCGCUGUAACAGCAAAGUCCUGUUAAGGCUUCUCAGAUAUGCAGUUCCACUGGUGAUGAUCGGUUGGCUGUAUUACAAGUUCUGGCCUAAGAUAAUGGAAGAGUUAUCAGAACUGAGGGAGUUUUAUGAUCCAGACACAGUGGAGCUGAUGACCUGGAUUAGCACAAAGACCCCCAAGCAGGCUGUAUUUGCAGGCAGCAUGCAGCUGCUGGCUGGCAUCAAGCUGUGCACAGGCAGAGUUCUCACCAACCAUCCCCAUUAUGAAGAUAAAGACCUGCGGGAGAGGACCAGACAGGUGUAUCAGGUGUACGCUCGCCGAUCCCCAGAGGAAGUCUAUGACAUCCUGAGAGCUGCCGGGGCCGACUAUGUGGUGUUGGAAAACAGCAUCUGUUACGAGCGGAGGCACAGGCGAGGCUGCCGACUGCGGGACCUGCUCGACCUGGCCAACGGACAUAUCAUGGACGGACCGGGGGAGAACGAUCUGGACCUCGUCUCGGCCACCCACCCUCGAUUUUGCGAAGCUGUCAAGACGGACACCGCGGCUUACACGUCUCUGUUUACCAGAACAUUCCAGAACAAAACCUUCCACGUGUACCGGGUCAAGAAGAAACGCAAGAAAAGCACCAAGAGCUCGCCAGAGCCCAGUGAGACUCAGUAGCAGGAGCCAGCAACCCCGUCAGAGGCCAGAGGAGAGGAGGAGAUAAAAGCCGUAAAUCCUGGCUCUCCCUCUGUCUCCUCUCUGCACUGUGCCCAGCUGUGAUCAUGCCCAUUCUUUUUUUUUUUUUUUUUUUUGAACACAUGACUCUGUGAACUGUGGUGUUAGGGGCAGUGGGCCAGCUCCAGCCCCGGAGCUGCAUUGUUUUAGCUAGUGGAGUGUGGAAGCACCUUUAGGAGAUCCACUUUGGGCUAUUUCUGUCUCCAACCUGUCCACCCCGCCCUCGUCCCAGCUCUCACUGGUGCAGAUGAACAGACACAGAAAUCAUUUUUAGACGUCUAAGCAGAGUGUGGAACACAAGCAGCUACUUAUAAUUCAAUUUGAUCUGAAGGAAUCAUUUCACACAGCACCAUGAAAUGAACAAAACACUACUACUACAGUGAUAUCUCCGAUUAUUGUUUUCUGUUUUCGUACAGAGCCGACUGGAGGUUCAAUAGAAUUUAUCGAAUCUGCUCAUCAAGCCAGGAUGCUUUAAUAGAGCGUAUCACAGAUUUCAUAUCGAGUUCUUCUUUGCCAAUGAAAGUAAGGAGAGAAAAUAAAUGAUCUGUUAAAACAUUUGUUCAUUUAAACCAGGGGCCUCCAAACUACGGCCCGCGGGCCACAUCCGGCCCGCC